Siniperca chuatsi (mandarin fish) is the source of this 955-nucleotide messenger RNA. Its product is annotated as cytochrome c oxidase assembly protein COX16 homolog, mitochondrial. The coding region runs from base 106 to 426 and encodes 106 amino acids. The record is from RefSeq and is a predicted model, not a curated record. Gene Ontology annotation, biological process: mitochondrial respiratory chain complex IV assembly. The transcript is spliced from 4 exons. NCBI's taxonomy places the organism in Eukaryota, Metazoa, Chordata, Actinopteri, Centrarchiformes, Sinipercidae. Gene Ontology annotation, cellular component: mitochondrial inner membrane.
ACACGGACAAAUUAGUGCGUCGGACAUAUUCUGGAAACGCGUCCCAGCUGUGACCUGCUCGGUGUUUGCAUCAGUGAAAUGGACUUGUAGGUGGAAAGAAGAGUCAUGUUUAACUUAAAAUCGUUGCAGAGAAACAAAACAGUGAAAUAUGGAGUCCCGAUGCUUUUGCUGGUAGUUGGAGGUUCCUUUGGCCUGCGAGAGUUUACACAAAUUCGGUAUGAUGCCCAGAAGAUCAGAAGAAAGCUGGAUCCUUCGCUGGAGGCCAAAGUGAACGUCCAGAGGCAGUCAACCGUACUGCAGGAAGAGUAUGAGAAGAUGAAGGAGUUGAAUUUGGAGGAGUGGAAGAACAUUCGUGGUCCUCGUCCCUGGGAGGACUCCAGGGAGUACCAGGAGCAGCAGCGCACCAGGCAGGACAGAGAAGACUGAGGCCUAAGGAGGCCAGGCGGACUGCACACACACUGCAGCAGGACGGACCAGACAAGACUGGACGGAGUUUUGGGUGAAGGCGCUGCUGAGACCCAGUUACCCCAGACACUGCAACUUGAAGGCAUGGAUUCAACUUGUUUGGUCUUAGCUUGUGUUGGACUUCAAACUUUUGGUCUUAGCUAAAUGUACAUUGUUUGUAACAAGUUGCGCCCUCUUCUGAUUGUAACACAUUCAGGACUAGUGGUUAAAAUGAUGCCACAUGAGCCCAAAACCUUGACAUAAGUUCAAGGUUGGUCUUAAAUUUAAAGAAGUAUGCAUUGGUCCUUAUUGUUUUAUACACACGUAUAAAGCAGUCACCUGUUGGUUGCUUAUUCUCCACUCUGAUCAGGAGUUUGUAAUAAAAAACAACCAGUAGGUGGCACAUCUGUGUCUUGCUGCACCUUAGAUUUCUCACUGAAAGUAAGGAAGGAAAUAUAUAUAUCCAUGUAUGAUUUCCAUGUCUCAAUAAAUUAUAUACUGUUGAUCCAAA